GCCCUGACACAGCAUGUUUGAAGAGCUCCUGCAGGCUCCUGCUUUGGCCUCCUGGUUGGGGCUUCUUGCAGGCUUGCUGGCCGUCCACCUUUUGUACUCCAUUUGGACUUUCCAAGAUAAACAGAAGAAUCCUCCUGGGCCCAGACGCCUUCCCUUGCUUGGUAACCUGCAUCAGUUGGAUCUUCAGUGGCUUGAUAAGUCUCUUUUUGACCUCUCUAAAAGGUACGGACCUGUGUUUACCGUCUACUUGGGACUCAAGAAGGUGGUUGUCCUGGCUGGAAGCAAGACAGUCAGACAGGCUCUCAUCAACCAUGCUGAGGAGUUUGGGGAGAGAGAAACCAGCCCUUUAUUCCACGAUUUCUCCAAAGGGCACGGGAUAACAUUCUCCAACGGUGAUGGCUGGAAGGAAAUGAGGCGCUUUACCUUAACAACUCUGCGAGAUUUUGGGAUGGGCAAGAGACUCAGUGAGGAGAAAAUCACUGAGGAAUGUCACUAUCUGAUUGAAGAGUUUGAAAAAUAUGAAGGCAAAGCCUUUGACAACACAACGAUCAUCAGCUAUGCAGCUUCAAAUAUCAUAUCGGCCAUCAUGUUUGGAAAGAGGUUUGACUUCAAUGAUGCAGUCCUCCCAGAUAUGGUGAAGAAUGACCAAGAAACCAUCCGUCUGUCUGGAUCAGCUUCCAUCAUGAUCUACGAUGCGUUUCCAAUGCUGGGUCCUUGGCUUAAAAACUGGAGGGAUAUAAUGAAGAAUAUGGAGAAUAACAAGCAUCAUUUAUCGCAAUUAAUAAACAAACUCAAAGAGACUUUCAAUCCUGACAUAUGUCGGUGCUUUGUGGAUGCUUUCUGCACACGUAAGCUGAGUCUGGAGGAGUCUGAUGUUCAGAGAGUGCACUACCAUGAUGAAAACCUGGUCUACAGCGUGAUGAAUUUGUUUGCCGCUGGAACUGACACAACAUCAAACACUCUUCGCUGGAGUCUACUUUUAAUGGCCAAGUACCCUCAAAUACAAGAUCGGGUCCAGGAGGAGCUUAGUAGGGUGGUGGGAGACCGUCAGAUCACAAUGGAGGACAGGAGGAACCUGCCUUACAUCGUUGCUGUCAUCCACGAGACGCAGAGGUUCGCCAACAUUGUCCCCACGUCCGUCACUCGCAGCACCAGCAGAGACGUCACCUUCCAGGGAUACUUCAUUGAAAAGGGGACCACUGUGCUCCCUCUGCUGACAUCUGUCCUCUAUGAUGAGAGUGAGUGGGAGACACCAAACACCUUCAACCCUUCCCACUUCCUGGACGAGGAGGGUAAAUUCAUCAGGAGGGAUGCUUUCUUGCCCUUCUCUGCAGGUAAAUCCUCUCUUUCUUUCUUUCUUUUUUUAGUUAUUUUUCUUUUUAGAUUCACAAAUAUUGUCUUUGCAGGCCGCAGGGCUUGUCUUGGGGAAGGUUUGGCCCGGAUGGAGCUCUUCCUCUUCUUCACACAACUCCUGCAGCGCUUUCGAUUCACCCCUGCACCCGGGAUGUCGGAGGACCACCUGGAUUUGACCCCAUUGGUGGGCUUUACCCUCAGUCCUCUGCCACACCAGUUGUGUGCUGUGAGUCGCCACUGAGGAGAAGUUGUUUAGAUAAAAGUAAAAGGAGUGUCUCAUACCUUUGCACUCACUCUGUCAAUUUAGGAUCAAUGAUUAACAUUAUUAACAUUGUAUUGGAGUUUUUCUGGGCUGCACUGCAAAUAAUGACCAAAAUGUGUGACAUUUGAAUCACUUUCAAAUAAUCCACACAAUUCACACACACAAGUAGAUGCAAGGCAUACUUGGUCAUCAGCCAUACAGGUCACACUGACGUUGGACGUAUAAACAACUUUAACACUGUUACAAAUACGCGCCACACUGUGAACCCACACCAAACAAGAAUGACAAACACAUUUUGGGAGAACAUCUGCACCGUAACACAACAUACCGUAUUUCCUUGAAUAGCCGCCGGGGCGCUAAUUAAUUUAAAACCUCUUCUCACUCCUGCGCUUACCAAAAGCAUGCGGGAUGGGCAAGCAUGCGCUAAUUAUUUUAAAACCUCUUCUCACUCCGGCGCUUACCUUAUCAUGAAAAGCACAUUUAAUUAAAAAAAACGUUAUUAUGGUCUUACCUUUACUUAUUAAUGAUGUCCAUGUGCAGUUGCUUCUGAUCAAAGGCAGUCUUCCUUAUCUUUCUUUAGUUUUAAAAGUCUCUGGAGAUAUUCCUUUAAUUAUUACCUCCUGCUUCGAUUGAAAGUCCAGUUUAGAAAACUGUUUUAUUUUAGAUAUGUAAUCCUCCAUGGUAAAAGUGCAAGCAAACGAUCGCUGCUCACGCUUGUUGUCUUCUUCUGCAGCACCGGUCUUCUGCAGUACUGGUAGUCGCAAGAAGGAUCACUAGCGCCCUCUACCACCAGGAGGCGGGAGUCAUUUAAUGACUCAUAUUUGACCCGGCGGAAGUGCCAAGCAUGCGCUAAUUAUUUUGCGAAACGAGUUUGACCCAGCUGUAAUUCUAGGCAGGCGAAUACUAUAUUCCCGGCGGCAAUUCAAGGAAAUACGGUAAACACAACAGAACAAAUACCCAGAACCCCUUGCAGCACUAACUCUUCCGGGACGCUACAAUAUACACCCCCCUGCUACUCCCUCCCCCGAAACACCGCCCACCCUAACCCCGCCCACCUCAACCUCCUCAUGCUCUCUCAGGGAGAGCAUGUCCCAAAUUCCAAGCUGCUGUUUUGAGGCAUGUUAAAAAAAAUAAUGCACUU
Messenger RNA from Entelurus aequoreus (snake pipefish), 2756 nucleotides. Its product is annotated as cytochrome P450 2K1-like. The transcript has 8 exons. The coding region runs from base 14 to 1594 and encodes 526 amino acids. Gene Ontology annotation, molecular function: heme binding; oxidoreductase activity, acting on paired donors, with incorporation or reduction of molecular oxygen, reduced flavin or flavoprotein as one donor, and incorporation of one atom of oxygen; iron ion binding. The record is from RefSeq and is a predicted model, not a curated record. Gene Ontology annotation, cellular component: intracellular membrane-bounded organelle; cytoplasm. Gene Ontology annotation, biological process: xenobiotic metabolic process. NCBI's taxonomy places the organism in Eukaryota, Metazoa, Chordata, Actinopteri, Syngnathiformes, Syngnathidae.